Messenger RNA from Dracunculus medinensis (Guinea worm), 2055 nucleotides. The record is from the annotation of a GenBank genome assembly. Lineage: Eukaryota; Metazoa; Nematoda; Chromadorea; Rhabditida; Dracunculidae.
AUGGAUUUCAACAAAAAACGAGUUAAUUAUUCUAAUAAGUUCAUUAUUCGCGUGCAUAACUUACUUUUUUCAGCCUUUGGUAAAGAUUUUUGCUUAAGAAAUUUCUAUAAACUUACAAACAGCGAUUUUUUUCAACGUACUGAAUUACGUUCGGUCGAAAUCUGCGUUGAACGUUGUAUUGACAAUAUUGAAUACUGUAGAGCAAUUCUGUUUGUAAAAGAAAACAAUAAAGAUAGAGGUUCUUGCCAAUUAUAUCGUGUCAAUUCACUUUCGCCUAACGUUGAUAUUAUCAGAAACGAUCCAUUCGAAGCGACAAGUGUUUUAAUAGAAGUUCUAGAUAAAUGUAUAUCGAAUGAAACGGAGAGUUUUUUAAAUAAAAUUGAUCCGGAAUUGGCGCAGAAAUUCAUUGACUGGUCAAAAAACCUGAAUGCUGAUAAACCUGAAGAAAAUACCAGUAGCUUUUCAAAUAUUGAUAAUUGGGGUAGUGAAUUACCUCUGGAAAUGAGAUCCAGAUGGCACUACGAUCCAUACUUCGAAAAGAUUUCGAAGCAAAAAUAUAUCAUCCAAAUAGCCAAAGAAAUAAAUUUGAUUCGUAAUCCGAAAAAACUCAUAAAUGUAACGGAAAAAGCUGAACGGAUAAUUCAACCACCACUAAAUUUGAAUGCAAAAUUGGGUGAAGUUGAACGCGGUCAGUUAACUGCGCGUUCACAGUAUAUUGUACCACCGUUCCCUGAAAUUCCGACUCGUAACGUCGAGCAGCGUCAAUAUCUGAGCCCUAAUCCAAUUCAGCCUCAGAUUUCAUUUCGUGGAGUUCCUUUGCAGUGUAGAGGAGUGAAUUGUUACGCUCCAUCUGCUAUGGCAAUGAUGCAAUUCGACUCGCGACCCUGUGCAACAUAUUUAGGCCAUCCAUGCUCGCCUGCACCUAUGGUGCUCAGCAACCCAUGCGGCCCGAUUAUCAAUUGUCCAUCGCUUUAUCAAGGGCAAGCACAACCACAGCAAAAUCUGCCUUCUGUAAACAGUUACGUGAAGCCUGCAGAGCAAUUUCGUCCUUCAGUCAGCGUUUUUAGGCCAGAAAUAUCUACUAGCAGUCCAGCUUGGUCAGAAUGGACACUGAGUACACCGUGCAGUGUUACAUGUGGAAGAGGAUUUAUAGAAAUGAGACGGCACUGUGUGCAGCCAGGCCGGUGUGCUGGAGAAUCAUUGAAAAAAGAAAUAUGUGAAAGAAAUAUUUGUGAAGAUUGGUCGUUGUGGUCUCCAUGGUCACAAUGUUCGAAAAGUUGUGGUGGGGGAGAGCAAAAGAGAUCACGCAAAUGUUAUAAAGAUGGUGGUUGCGAUGGUCCUUCAAUGGAUGUCCAUAUCACUGCCUACAGUCGUGGUACUCAGCAGUCCAUGUGGCUCAUUAAAAUCGACUAUUCAAUAAUGGUUCAACCAUGUAAUACAGAAACUUGUCCGGAAUGGUCUGAGUGGGGAGAAUGGGGAAUAUGUUCGGUGACUUGUGGAAUAGGUGUACAAAAGCGUCAUAGAGAAUGCAAGGGCACCUUACAAUGUCCAGGAAUGUCGACAGAAAUAGAGCCAUGCGAGCAAAAGCCCUGUCCAGUAUGGCUAACCUGGCAAAGUUGGAGCGAAUGUAGCGUAACAUGUGGAGGAGGUGAAAAGUUCCGCACUCGAGACUGUGAUGGCGAUAAAUGUGAAGGUGAAUCUAAACAAAGCAUUCGUUGUAAUACUCAGCUUUGCCCUGAAUGGACAUCUUGGACUCAGUGGAGUGAGUGUACAGAGACAUGUGGGGAUGGAGGUACCAAAUUAAGGACCAGAUAUUUCACAAUUAUUAUAAUUCGCCUGUUUUCCGAAUCUGCUACUACAAUAACCUCAAAAGCAACCAGUGUGGUGGUGCAGGUCAAGAUCAAACUUUAUGUCGUUUACCAGUUUGCCCAGAAUGGAGUGAAUGGGAAUCGUGGUCCAAAUGCAGUGCUACCUGUGGCCACGGACAAGAAAUUAGGCAUGAUUAUUACUAAGGCGCAAAUGUCUACCAAAAGAUGCAUUUUGCAAAGGGGGUGA